AUGUCUAUCUUCUUUCCCAUUACAGCUGGAGUCUUUUAUCACCCUAAAUCGCUCGAAUUCCUAUUUCCUUCAAAAAGUUUUAAAGUCCGCAGUCUAAACUGUCAGAUUCUGAAUGCUUUUUGCCCUCGAAUAAAAGACAAAGCAGAUUAUACAAAGAGAGUGAAGUGCUUAGCUAAUGCAACUGAGAAGUCACCGAUUCCAGAGAGCCAAACGGAUCAUACAACAGGCGAGGAGCUCUCGCCUGAGCUGUCGAACAGGUAUAUACGUGGCUUAUGUAAAGCAGGAAAUAUUGAUAAAGCAAUGGUUUUUCUUUGUCAGAUGGAAGCCCUAGGAUUUCGGCUAAGUUAUGCAUCCUACACUUGUCUGUUAACAGCUCUUGUAAGUGUAGGCAGGACUUUGGAAGUUGAGGCAAUUUUCAAAGAAAUGGUAAGCUCAGGGUUUCAACCAAGAAUAGAAGUGUAUAAUCUCUUGCUGAAAGUGUUUUUGAGAAAAGGUCUUCUUACACUUGCUGAUAAACUUAUGGAGUCCAUGAACGCUAUGGGUGUGUGGAAAAACCGAGAAACAUACGAGAUUCUCCUUGAUUAUUAUGUUAGUGCUGGACGUUUGAAAGACACGUGGGAAGUUGUAGCCAAAAUGAAGAAAGAUGGGUUUGAACCGAAUUCCUUUGUAUACAGUAUGAUUAUUGAACUUUACAGGAACAAUGGAAUGUGGAAGAAAGCUAUAAACCUCAUAGCAGAAGUAAGGGAAAAUGGAGUCUCGCUUGACAAGAAGAUGUUUAAUAGUAUCAUCGACACCUUUGGGAAAUCCGGUGAACUAGGAGAUGCAUUGCAAGUGUUUGAUCAAAUGCAGCAAGAAGGGAUUACACCAGAUAUCACCACAUGGAAUUCUUUGAUCAGGUGGCAUUGCAAACAUGGUGAUCUCACAAAUGCCCUUGUAUUGUUCAACGAGAUGCAAACACAAGGGCUGUAUCCUGAUCCAAGUAUCUUCAUUACCAUCAUUAGUCGCUUAGGAGAACAGGGGAAGUGGGAUAUAAUAAAGAAAAACUUUGAGCAAAUGAAAGAUGGAGGUCAUGGACAAAGUGGGACCAUUUAUGCUGUUUUGGUUGAUAUUUAUGGGCAAUAUGGAAGCUUUGAGGAUGCAGAGGAGUGCAUAAAUACACUAAAACUCGAAGGAGUUCCUCUCUCAGCUAGAAUAUUCUGUGUGCUUGCAAACGCCUAUGCCCAACAGGGUUUAUGUGAGCAAACAGUUAAAGUUCUCCAGUUGAUGGAACGUGAAGGAAUCGAACCAAACCUUAUUAUGCUGAAUGUUUUGAUAAAUGCAUUUGGUAUUGCUGGAAGACAUAUGGAGGCACUCUCAGUGUAUCAACACAUAAAAGAAAGCGGUGCAAGUCCAGAUGUGGUUACAUACACUACACUUAUGAAGGCUUUGCUAAGGGCAAAAGGAGUUCGACAAGGUAGGUAUAAUAUAUAGGGAUAUGGAGUCUGCUGGAUGUUCACCAGAUAGGAAAGCCAGAGAGUUGCUUCAAACUGCAAUCAUGGUUCUUCAACGUAGACAUUAGUUGUUUUUAAGUGAUUUCUUCAGCCUCUCAUCAGCGAUGAUGAGGAGGGCAUUUACGUCUUUUGUGCAGACAAGAGAUGGAUUCCAUCCACCUUUUUGGAUGGAAGGGACGAUAAGUAUAGGUAUUAAGAUGGUUGUAACAGCUAACUGGUUCAUGGAUGUGUGGGAGCAUGGGAAUACCUUUUAAAUUCAAACGACAAGAAAGGAUGUUAAGUCUAUGCAUAAAAUUUGAUAGCCACUAAGUCGUUUGACUUACACAUGUUUCUAUACAUGCAUACAUACAUACAUGAUAAAUCAUACUAUAUAAGAUAAUAGGAUGAGCAACAUCUGUAGAGAGAAUCACUCUGAUGAGUUAAGUUACUGAGUUG
Lactuca virosa is the source of this 1925-nucleotide messenger RNA. NCBI's taxonomy places the organism in Eukaryota, Viridiplantae, Streptophyta, Magnoliopsida, Asterales, Asteraceae. The record is from the annotation of a GenBank genome assembly.